This is a messenger RNA of Arabidopsis thaliana (thale cress), 447 nucleotides long. RefSeq lists its product as uncharacterized. The record is from RefSeq and is marked reviewed. The transcript has 3 exons. Lineage: Eukaryota; Viridiplantae; Streptophyta; Magnoliopsida; Brassicales; Brassicaceae. Bases 262 to 447 code for a protein of 61 amino acids.
UCGGCUUGAAAAUAUCUAGACAUAUGGAUCAUGUUCGGUUUCUUUUGUCAGUCUUUAGACAAAGAUCUAUUUACCCACGGCUUAAAACAUGUCUUUGGAGAGAGACUUGAGGUUCGAAGUAACCAAUCCUUUACACAAAAGAUUGGAUGGGGUUAUGUUUGGUGAAAGGAAAUUGGUACCCACGGCUUUAAACUUUAGUCUUUAGAUUGAAAUUGAACAUUGAUCCUUCUUGGUACACAUGGCUUGAAAAUCUCUCGACAUAUGGAUCAUGUUCAGUUUCUUGUUUCAGUCUUUAGACAAAGAUCAAGUUACCCACGACUUAGAAAAGUCUUUAGACAGAGACUUGAGUCUUUAGACAAAGCUCAAGAUACCCACGGCUUAAAACAGUCUUUAGACAGAGACUUGAGGUUCAAAGUAACUAAUCCUUUAGACAAAAUAUUGGAUUAG